Gigantopelta aegis is the source of this 3083-nucleotide messenger RNA. RefSeq names its product ubiquitin-like modifier-activating enzyme ATG7. Lineage: Eukaryota; Metazoa; Mollusca; Gastropoda; Neomphalida; Peltospiridae. The transcript has 19 exons. Gene Ontology annotation, cellular component: phagophore assembly site; cytoplasm. Bases 51 to 2105 code for a protein of 684 amino acids. The record is from RefSeq and is a predicted model, not a curated record. Gene Ontology annotation, biological process: cellular response to nitrogen starvation; autophagosome assembly; piecemeal microautophagy of the nucleus. Gene Ontology annotation, molecular function: Atg12 activating enzyme activity; Atg8 activating enzyme activity.
UAGGCGGAUAUAAGUUAUAUUUUGCUGGCUAAAUUUGUAAAACAGAAAAAAUGGAUACGGAAACUCCUCUACAGUUUGCACCAUUCAGUAGUGCACUUGACACUGGCUUUUGGCAAAAACUAUCUCAAAACAAAUUGAAUUUGUAUGGACUUGAUGAACAAUCCAAACCUGUCAGUGGUUUUUAUUUUAAUGGAGAUCCACCAGGAAUGACUCCCCGUCUGUCUGUUGACUUUUCAGCUUUUGACAGUGACCCUACAAUUACGCCUCGUUUUUUUCUGGCCCAUGGAACUCUUCACAACACAAACACUUUGCAGAAGUUUAAGGAGUGUGAUAAAAAAGAACUUCUGGACACUGAAGGCAAACAAAUCUGGGAAGAUAUUCAGUCUGGGAAAGUUCUACAAGAACCAGCUUACUUGGCUCGCUUUCUGGCCUUAACCCAUGCUGAUUUGAAGAAGUAUGACUACUACUACUGGUUUGCCUAUCCGUGUCUAGCAUUGCCCGAUGUUUUAAUAGUUUCCAACAAUACACUGGAUGAGACAUUUACGCCGAAACAGGUAGAAAAUCUGGUUUUGUCAUAUGACACAUUCCAGAGUGGAAAGAAGUCGUUCUGUGGGUAUUUCCUUGUUACGCAGAAUGGAGAAGAAAUACAGAUUGAUGACAUAUCGAAAACUGACCAGCUGAUUGAGAAAUCAAAACAGGAUGAGCUGUAUUUUGCAUUUGCUGAUCCCUGUACCCUGGAAAGUCAUCCUGGGUGGCCACUGAGGAACUUUCUUGCACUCAUUUCAUACAAGUGGGGAGAGUUAUUCGAAACAGUUAACAUUUUGUGUUUUCGUGAUCGGACACGUGAUGGAGUCCGUGAUAUUAAACACAGUCUGAUUCUAAAACUCAAAAUGCCAAAAGUUAAUCUCACAGAUUGUCCCAAAUGUGUUGGCUGGGAAAGGAAUGAGCGAGGGAAACUUGGACCUCGACAUGUUAAUUUAAGUUCAAGCUUGGAUCCAGCUAAGUUGGCUGAAUCGGCUGUUGACCUCAAUCUGAAACUGAUGAGAUGGAGGCUGUUACCUGACCUUAACCUUGACAUGAUUGGAAAGACCAAAGUUUUAUUGCUGGGAGCUGGAACACUAGGCUGCAAUGUGGCUAGAGGACUAAUGGCAUGGGGAGUGCGGCAUGUCACCAUGGUAGACAAUGCCAAGGUGUCGUACUCGAACCCGGUGAGACAGUCGCUGUUCACGUUUGAAGAUUGUUUGAAUGGAGGCAAACCUAAAGCUGUAGCAGCAGCCGAAUCCCUGAAGAAAAUAUUCCCUGGAGUGGAAUCGGUUGGUUUAUCUUUGUCAAUUCCCAUGCCUGGACACUCUAUAGCAGACAAAGCCUUGGACCAGACUGUGGAUGAUGUAAAGAAGCUGGAGGAGUUGAUAGACAACCACGAUGUUGUGUUUCUCCUGAUGGACACGAGAGAAAGUCGCUGGCUUCCCACUCUGAUUGGUGGCUCCAAGAAAAAGAUUGUGCUGAAUGCAGCCCUGGGCUUUGAUACAUUCCUGGUUCUAAGACACGGCAUCAAGACAGCAGCAUCGGAAUCAAAACAUGUUAUUCUUGGUUCUCCCAUCCCAGGCAACCAGCUGGGCUGUUACUUCUGUAACGAUGUGGUAGCACCUGGCAACUCAACAAGGGACAGAACUCUGGACCAGCAGUGUACAGUAACCCGACCUGGUGUCUCGAUGAUAGCUGGUGCGUUGGCGGUGGAGCUAAUGGUUUCCAUUUUACAGCAUCCUCAGAGAGCUGAAGCCCCAGCUGAUACCGGGGCAAACGACCAACAGUCUGAAGAUGACUGCUGUCUGGGAAUGAUUCCACACCAGAUCCGUGGUUUCCUGUCCCGGUUUCACCAUGUUCUUCCAGCAAGCCAAGCCUUUGACAAGUGUACAGCCUGCUCUCAGAUAGUGUUGGAGAAUUACGAGCGAGAUGGGUUCCAGUUUCUGCAGCGUGUGUUCAAUGAGCCGACAUACCUGGAGGAUCUCACAGGUCUCACACAGAUGCAGCAGGAGACAUUGGACGAUGAGGUGUGGUAUCUUAGUGAUGAAGAAACAGAACCCACCACUAUGGAGAUGUCUUGACAUCGUAACACAAAGAUGCAGAAAACAUCCUGAGUUGUUGAUUCUGAUGUUGUUUUGUGAUUUCUCAAAUGACUUGAUUCAGCAACAGAAAUACUCAUCAUGAACAAUUAGACAUACUGUUUCUUUCUUUUUUUAAACUAAUUUUUUUAUUAUAAUGGACAAAUGAGCCAUUACUUAACAUUAACAUUCCAUUUUUGUACAUUAUAAUGGCAGUGAUAGGUUGAAUUAUUCUUAGAAACUGAUAUUUAAAGAAAUUAGUCAUCAAUUUGUAGUAAUAAAUUGCAUAAAUAGCUUAAAUGGAAUUGUAAUCAUUGUAAGUAAACAUUGGUUUAUUUAAGAAAUUGAUAAAGAUUGGAAAUCAUACUUUUAGGGUCAUUAUUAAGACCAUAUUUAAGUGCAAUAUUUAUUACAUACCCAUUUAAUUUUACAAUAGUUAUAAAGACAAUUCUGAACAUGCAAUAAAAAAAUUUUUUAUUGAACACGUGUGAUACAAAAUCUCACAUGCAUAUUACGUGUUCACCCGAAUGAUGUCAUAUUUAUAGCCAGGAUGAUCAGCGUUCCGUUAAUUCCAUAAAUUUCAACCAACUUUCCAGGUGAAGUAAGUAUUUAAUUAAACCUUUUGUUAAUCAUAAUAUAAAAAGGGUAUGUAAUAAAUACAGAACCACAGACCAGUUGUUUUGCCAUUUUAUUUAUUGCACUUGUUUAUAGUACACAAGAUUUAUACCACUCGACCACUAUGCUAUCUCAUGGUAUUAUACUCUUGUGUAUUAUAAACAUGCGCCAUAAAUAACAUGACAAAACAACUUGUAUAUGGUUCUGUCUAUAUAACAUUGAUAUGACAAUGUCCAAAAUGUUUUUGAAAUCAUCGUUAGUUGUUCCCCAUGGGUCACAAAGCUUUGUAUUUCAAAUACAGAAAAUGACUUUCCCAUAUCCAUUUUGUACGCCAUUUGAUUUGUUAUUAAACAAAUUUGUUACCUC